Molecule: messenger RNA, 552 nt
Organism: Spodoptera litura
Lineage: Eukaryota; Metazoa; Arthropoda; Insecta; Lepidoptera; Noctuidae
Source: RefSeq, a predicted model, not a curated record
AUGCGCGAAUUUGUUAAUAUAACAGCUAUCAAAUUGGUGUACAUGACCCUGGUUAGAAGCAAGCUAGAAUCUGCAUCUCUGGUAUGGAGUCCGCAUGAGGUUACUUAUGCUCUGAUGCUUGAAAAGGUGCAAAAAGCGUUUUUGAGGUUUUUGUACAGAAAACGGUUUGGCUAUUACCCUUUUCUGUACCCCACUAAGUUUCUGUUAGGCAUGUUACGGUUUAACUCUCUUGAGGUAAGGCGUAAUUACUCCUUAAUGACUAUGAGUUGUAAGACGCUGCGAGGUGAAUCUGACUGUCCAGAGAUUGUAGGUCAGGUGGUGCGGUUAUCAGUACCGAGGCUGCUCACACACCAACUUCGACCUCGUCAACAUCCCUUAUUGGCUGUACCAGAAGCACGUACAGUGGCCCAUGCAAAUUCUCCGCUGGUCCGAGUACUCACCAUGCUCAAUUCUCUCCUGAUGUCAGCACCAGAGUGUGAUUUAUUUGCAAUGAGAUGGAUAGAUGUGUGUCGUGAAUGUUUAAGAUUUUGUGAGAGGAUGGAUGAUACGUAG